Molecule: messenger RNA, 3278 nt
Organism: Pelagomonas calceolata
Lineage: Eukaryota; Pelagophyceae; Pelagomonadales; Pelagomonadaceae
Source: the annotation of a GenBank genome assembly
UUAACCCCCCCUCCAAGCUCUUAACCCGCACACGGGCGGCACGACUUCACGUUGUGGGCCCGGAGCUCGCGAUCUAUCGAAGUGUCACGGGGUGCGACGAGCCGCGACGAGCGAAUUAUUAGCGACAUGUGCGAAUUAUUAGCGCGUGAAUGCCGAAAGCAAACAUGUGUCUUUUAUGUAUUCUUUUUUAGGGUUCUGCAUUACAACUCCGGCCAGGACUUGAUGAGAACUGUGCUUUAGACUGAUCUUGCGACGAGUCCGCAGCUCCUCAAUUGAGGCGUCAUAAAAAGAUGGCAGUCUUGGUUGACUGUAUCGUCACCGUGAAUGAGGUAUGCCUCUCUCCCCAAAUGGACAUUCUUGCGCUCCUUACACUGGACGGUACCUUAAUGGUCAACCGCACGACAUCCUGGCAGUGCCUUUUAGCACCCACGGAUGCUGUUGCUGCAGGAGCAAUCAGUGCUUUGUGCUGGUCUCCUGAUGGUCGGCAGCUGGCAUUGGGACAUCGCCGGGGCGGGCUGUCCAUCCUUGAUGUAGAGGCGGGGGCGUUAGUAUCCCGCACAUGCUACAGUGACCAUAUGGUUCACAACAGUUGCAUCUCGCUCAUGUUUUGGGCGCGACAAGUCACUGCUAAAGGCACAGGUGUUCCUGUUGGCGUCUGUGUCACUUACUGUACAUAUCAGUUGACUUGUGGCAUUCCAAUAGGUGGGCUAUCGAGGCCACGUCGAACAGCACCUAACUGCAGCAAGGCACCCAUACUUCAGCGCCCGCGACUGCGAGUCAGAUGGCCCAAUUCCACUCACUCUACUUGUCACCGGCGAUGAUGCGGGGGCUAUCAUUUUAUCUAUAAAUGGGCUUUUUCCUAUAGUGCGAAUGCAAUUAUCCGGCCCUGCCGCUGUUGCUGUUACUUGCUGCACAUCGGGGGACCUUCGAACCCUCUAUAUGUGGGUGCAGACUGUGGAUGGCCCAAAGCUUGAAUCUUAUGAGUUGGGAUUCCUCGCCACAGAUCAGACUGAGGUAUUCGUUUAUGGCAUAGCCAAAUCAUUCUUUAAACCAGGUUUUGCCAUUGAUUGAAACUUAUUUGAAGGCUUGUGUGCUUCUCCAAACAGCAGAAAAGGCUCGUGAAACAGCCUCGAAGGCAUGGGACGAUGCUCUCUUACCUCUGGACCGCAAGCUUGCUCUGUAUACUAGCGAUCUCAGACAAUGGUCUGCAGGUAAAACAGGGCCAUGUCCAUCAGCAAGAGCCGAAUUCCUUGCCUUGGUAAAAAGUUACUAGCUAUGCGCCCUUCAGCAUGUUUAUUUUAGGUCAGGCGUGGUGUGGCUGGAUCAGCGACUGCACACUUUCUUGAAGACAUUUUAGUAGAGCCAUCACUCAGUCGGAUGCACAAUGCUGUGGAGACAGCUGCAAAUUCAGUGGAAUCCAUUUUGAGCAACAGACUACUGGCCUCAUCGCGACUAUUGUGUCACUAUGCUGGAGAACUCGUCGCCUCUUGUCGCCUUGGUUAUGCUGGGUUCGAACCCAAUCAAGUCGGCCUUAACUUGGGGUUGUGUCGAAAGUUGCUGUCAACCGCCGAGGGCUUGGUGCUCGCUACUCAGGAUGUUGUCUCUAGCAUUCGGAGGGCGCACUUGGCCCUUUCUGGGCUGUUCCGAUGGUUCAAGAUUAUUCACACGAUGGGUACAACCAUGAAGAAGACCUUUCACGCAAGUGAGAGGGCUGAUAUUGUCAAGCUACAACUGAAAUUCCAGGAUCAACAAGAUAUGGCAACUCUUCUUGAAACCAGACCUGUGGAUGAUCUCGGCAUAUUGUCGAAAACAGAAGAGCUCCUGGGAUGCAGUCUAAAAGAUUCUCUUAAUAACUCUGUAACAAAACAAGUAGGGGAAUCUGGGGACACUAUUUGCAGAUCACCUGACUAUUCCGACCCAAAAGACGUUGCUACUGCAAUUCGAGCCGUCCUUGAAACAGAAAGGUUGGAAGAGGCGAAUUUGUCUGGUGUAGAUUCACCGCCCUCCGGAACACUUCCUUUUUUAAAUUCGACUAGUUCCCAUGCUGUGGAUGUGAGCGAUGAUGACAGCUCUGUUGUCAUCCACAAGUGGCUUGGGGCUGUGAGCUUCCAGAGUGUGAAGAUCCAUUUUUACUAUGUUAUUGUUAUUUUAUAUUGCAGGUUGGUGUGGCCAUGGAUAAGGUCUUUGAAGAGACACGGUCCCGUCUAGCAACAACGGUGAGAGCUAUUUCAUCCACCGAGUUCCCAGCAGAAGUGCUCAAUGAUGGACGCCACCAACGUCGAUGCAGCUUUACUGCCCACAUUCCUGAUAUUUGUGACAAGUCAAUGGCGACAGCGGCUGACCAUGAUAGUCUAGAGGGCGUGUCUGCACUAAUUCAGGCAAAUUCCCGAACACUAUGGUUACUGAAAUCGAAGCAUCACGAUAGCAUCCGAUUUUGGGUUGGCCUUAGAACUUCCAACGACAUAAGUAUUGUGCAGGCGCAAUUCUAUGCUAGUGAGCAGGGGAAUUUUUCCAAGAACGCUCAUCGAAUUGCAGUGCUCACAAGACGGCGUGAACAUGUGGAUGAGAUUUGGCUCAUUGACGGAAAAUCUAUGCUUGACCAGUAUGGCGCACAACAAAGCAGUUUUCAGUCAAAGGCACUGUGUCUGGUAAAAAAUGUUGCAAACUGGUCCUAUGCCCUUCACCAUUCAGCUCCAAUCAGAUGCUUGCAAUCAAAUGAUAUUAGAAAGUUUAGUCUUUUCAGGCCACGCUCGUGCCAUUUUUGUGUUUCUGGAUGCCGGGGCGUUGCCUGCGUCCUCGCAGAUCCGAGCUUCCUUACCCUUUAUGACCUCGAGGAUCAACAAUCAGAUAGCGCAGAAAACUAAUCCGGUGAUGUGAGGAUGGUGUUACAAAGGUGUAGUGCCAGUGUAAGAACUGGCAAGUAGGGACUCGGCUACUUGCAGGGCCGCGGCGCAUCUUAGUUCGCUGGUGCAAUUAUCAAGGCACAACGGCGAUGGUUAGGCCAUGGUCUGGCGCCGGGGCGUGAUCAAAGAUUUUCUCUGGUCCGGCAACACAACAGGACUUUCUGUUGCAGUCUAAGGUAGGUGCAUGUGAGUGAGGGGGGUUCCGAGGGUCCGGCUUGACUUCACUUGCGGUCUCUGCGAAUGACGCAAAUUCGAAGGGUAGUACGAACCCUCGGAAUUAAAGCGGCUAAGACAGUCCGCCCGAGUGCCACCACCCUGGGCCUUAAGAAUGAUACACUAUCUAGUUUCGUGAACGGCCCAGGCCCAAGUCCAGGC